Molecule: messenger RNA, 2730 nt
Organism: Zea mays
Lineage: Eukaryota; Viridiplantae; Streptophyta; Magnoliopsida; Poales; Poaceae
Product: IQ domain-containing protein IQM2
Exons: 10
Coding region: 486-2456 (656 amino acids)
Source: RefSeq, a predicted model, not a curated record
CAUGUUAAUUGUUAAGUGUCUUAACUUGUUGUUAUGCACUACAAUGUAUUUUUUAUGAGAUAACUCACCAAAUCUGUCAGUGACAGACUUUUGAUCAGGGACCUAGGAUAGGACACCGCAAGUUUUGGUUUGUUAUUUAUAGAGUGCAGAGUCUUCGGGGCUCUCCUGCCACCUACCUUCCCCGUAUGGCCACCGCCCCAUUUAGAUUCUGUUCCUCCUAAAUCUCCUCCCCGUUGGCCCCUGCGCUCUUCACAAAAUAGCUCUCUGCCUCACAGCAAGCCUGUGCGUCUCAUAUUCAAGGAGCCUGCCUCUGAGGUGGUUGCAACUUGCUUGGGACGAGGAUUUGGAUUUUGGAGGCAAGAUUGGACCGCAGACUGUGAGAUCCAUCCAAUCCAACAACCGAAUCCAAUCCAAUCCAAUCAGAGAAAAAGAAAAAAGGCGAAAGGCUCGUGUCUGUGUGGCACCACAUCUUGCCAUCAGGGAAAAUGGGGCUGUCAAUCUCGUACCCACCAGACGACUACCUGCCAGCAGUGGAGGACGACAUGGGGCGGCUGUUCAUCCGGUCUCUCAGCUUCGACGACAUGGAGGCCGCCGCCGAUUCGCCUUCGUAUUCGCCUUCGGCAUUGCCCCCCGCCUUUGGCUCCGGGAAGCUGAUCAUGGAGGGCUCCCUGGGCUUCUUCGAAAGAAGAGAAGCUGACAGCGUCCAGAUGCAGAACGUGCUGUCCAUCAGGAAUCCUAAACCUCCUGAUAGAGAAGCCUGCAGCAGCGUCAGUCCCGGUGCUGCGACAGCUACUUGUGGCUCAUCAAGAUUCGACCGUCCACCAGAUUAUGAUUACCCCAUGGUCGGGAUGAACAGCCCCAGGCACCAGAGCGCGGCCGUCAGGCUGCAGAAGGUGUACAAGAGCUUCAGGACGAGGCGGCAGCUUGCGGAUUGCGCUGUUCUUGUGGAACAACGAUGGUGGAAGUUGCUUGAUUUUGCACUGCUCAAGCGGAACUCGGUGUCAUUUUUUGACAUAGGGAAGCCUGAGACUGCUGUCUCAAAAUGGUCCCGGGCAAGGAUGAGGGCCGCCAAGGUUGGAAAGGGUCUCUCCAAGGACGAGAAGGCCCAGAAACUUGCGCUGCAGCACUGGCUCGAGGCGAUUGACCCUCGGCAUCGGUAUGGCCACAACCUGCACUUCUACUACCACCGCUGGCUCCACUGCCAGAGCAAGCAGCCAUUCUUCUAUUGGUUGGAUGUAGGAGAAGGGAAAGAUGUCAACUUAGAGGAGCAUUGCCCUAGAUUCAAGUUACACAAGCAAUGUAUCAAGUACCUUGGCCCUAAAGAAAGGGAAACCUAUGAGGUGGUAGUCGAGGACAAGAGGCUGAUGUACAAGCUGAGCCGUCAGAUAGUCGACACGACCAGAAGCGUCAAGGGGACCAAGUGGAUAUUCGUGCUCAGUACAUGCAAGACACUUUACAUAGGCCAGAAGCAGAAGGGCGUGUUCCAGCACUCAAGCUUCCUUGCAGGGGGAGCCACAUCUGCUGCAGGAAGACUGGUUGUGGAGGAUGGAAUUCUCAAGGCUGUGUGGCCUCAUAGCGGGCAUUACCGGCCGACGGAGCAGAACUUCCAGGAGUUCAUGAACUUCCUCAAGGAGAGGAAUGUAGAUCUUAACAACGUGGUGUUGAGCCCAUCAGAAGGUGAAGAAGAUGGCGACUUCAGCCUGGCGAGCAGCUACUCUCAGCUGGACCUGACCCAACUCUGCCAGCAAGAAGACAGCCAAGAACAAGAGGCACAAUCUGCGCGACGCCAUGGCCAAGUCGAAGCCGAAGCCGAAGCUAGGACCUGCAGCCUGGAGCCCAGCCUGCCAUCUACAGAGACCUGCAGCACGCCGGCGACGAUCAGGAAGAGCUCCUCAGACAACCGGCUGCAAGGGAAGCGGCCGCCCAGGCUGCUGAUCAGCUCAAACAACAUAGCGCCGCUGCCGCCCACCACGCACAGCAACGCCGGGCCAUCGCCCGGCGGGAAGGACGACCUGGACCCGGACUCGGCCAUGAUGGGCGAGUGCCUCGACUUCUGCAAGCGAAACCUGUUCGCGGAGGACGGGUACGAGGACCGCUACCUGGAUGACCUCGCGGAGCUGCCGGAGGCGCUGAUCCUGAACCGCAUCAACUCCAAGCGGGCCAUGCACUCGUACCAGCUCGGGAAGCAGCUGUCCUUCCACUGGAGCACCGGCGCCGGGCCCCGGAUCGGGUGCGUCCGUGACUACCCGUCCGAGCUCCAGUUCCGGGCGCUGGAGGAUGUCAGCCUGUCGCCCCGUGGCGGCGGCAGGUCGGUGAGGUUCCCGUCGCCCAGGCCGGGCGCGCUCACGCCCAACAGCAUCCCUGCGGCCAAGUGUGGCUCUCUUACGGCGGACGGCGACGGCGUGCACGCGUCGCUCAAGCCCAGGCAGAGGAGUGCCACUUGGACUGCGUUCUGAGGGACAUACCAUGCAUGCAUGCAUGCUGCUUCCUUCAGCUUUUUUUUUUCACAGCAUUGUGACGAUAAACCGAGGGAAAAGUGAGAUAGCAUGCUCCUUCACGUAGACGAGGAUAGAAGGAUCAGCAUUGACAGACAUUUGGCAAACACUGGGUAAUGCCAUAUUGUAAUGGUACCUAUAGGUUGAUGACAAAGCUCUUGCUGUUUUAUAAGGGCACGGAAAGAGCGAAUAUGGAGUAUCCCUCACUUCAGUGAGACCGUUCUCAGAUUACGCA